Molecule: messenger RNA, 2058 nt
Organism: Eriocheir sinensis (Chinese mitten crab)
Lineage: Eukaryota; Metazoa; Arthropoda; Malacostraca; Decapoda; Varunidae
Product: serine/threonine-protein kinase meng-po-like
Exons: 2
Coding region: 596-1717 (373 amino acids)
Biological process (GO): peptidyl-threonine phosphorylation; peptidyl-serine phosphorylation
Molecular function (GO): protein serine/threonine kinase activity; protein tyrosine kinase activity; ATP binding
Source: RefSeq, a predicted model, not a curated record
AACAACAACAACUCCAGGGUUUCCCCAUGCCUAUGCCUCGACCAAUCAGCGCUCGCCAAGGCUCUGACGUCAUCACCGAACCCACGAGAACCAGCCAAUCUCGUACCCGGAAAAAUAUCAUUAUCAUUAUCAUUAUUUUAAGCUUAUGUACGUGUGUGCGUGUGUAUGUAGGUGUUAAUGACAGUAUAUCCCUACAUACAGGACCAUACACACACAUAUACACGUAAAUCCAUUUCCAUAGAUGUGACGUCAUUAGUAAGUGGGCGUGGCUAAGGUCGAAGCCCCGCCCCUUCUGAUGACGUAGGCAUGACGUCACGAGGGCCGCGGGUAUAUAAGGCGAGGGAGGGCGUGCGGGACCCUCAGAGUUGCACGAGACCUCACGCGACACGGAUCAAUAGUCGCUGAGAUUAUUUUUAUUAUUAUUAUUAUUAUUAUAAGUGGCAGACUGGAUAUAUACGAGUACUUAACUGCUACUACUACUACUACUAUUACUACUACUACUACCACUGCUACUACUACCACCAAGACGGCCUCCAUAACCACCGCUACCUCCUCCUCCUCCUCCUCCUCCUUCUCCUCCUCCUCCUCGCUAGCCAUGGGCGGCGAGGGGUCAGGCGCGGGCGUGGCGGCGGGCGGCGGGUCCCUUCACCGCGUGCCCAGCCUGGAGGUGCCCCGCGGCAGCGUGGAGGAGCAGUUCUCCGGCGUGGGCGUGGUGGCGGAGGGUUGGUACGCCUCGGUGGUGGGCGCCACGCACCGCGCCUCGGGGCAGCGGGUGGCCCUCAAGCUGGUGCACAAGAGCGGCACGCGCCGCCGGGACUUCCUGCGCGAGCUGCACUACAACUACUUCCUCUCGCCGCACCCCAACGUGGUCACGUCCUACGCCGCCGCCUUCGACACCGGCAGCGCCUACGUGCUGGCGCAGGAGCUGGCGCCCCUCGGCGACUUGGCGAGCGUGGUGCGGCGCGGCGGCGUGGGCGAGGCGCGCGCCAAGCGGGUGGUGCAGCAGGUGGCCUUCGCGCUGGAGUUCAUGCACGCCAAGGAGCUCGUGCACCGCGACGUGCGCCUGCACAACAUUCUGGUCUUCGACGCCGACCUGCGGCGCGUCAAGCUGGCGGACUUCGGCGCCACGCAGCGGGUGGGCGCCCUGGUCAAGAAGGGCGCGGCACGCGCGGCGUGGGCGCCGCCGGAGGUGUGCGGCGCCGUGUGCCACGAGGGCUAUCACGUGAGCACGGCGCUGGACGCCUGGCAGCUGGGCGUGCUGCUGUACGUGCUGCUGACGGGCGUGUUCCCCUGGGCGGCCGCCGACCCCACCGACCGGCACUUCGCCGCCUGGGCCAAGUGGACCAAGCGGAAGACAGCCACGGUGCCGCGCCGCUUCAGGGCCUUCACGCCACGCCUGCUGCGCCUGCUGCGCCGCCUCCUGCAGCCCAAGCCCGAGAAGCGCGCGGGCGUGCGCGAGGCGUACAAGUACCUGGAGGACGCCUGGCUGGCGGCGGGCGCGGAGCGGCUGGAGGCGGCGCUGGACGACAGCUCCUCCGAGGCGCCCGCCGCGGGGCCGCCCGCCCAGGACAGCGCCGAGAAACGGCGGCUGGCGGAGUUGCUGGCGCGGCACGGCGUGCAGACCAGCGUGGACCGCAGGGAGGCCACCCGGCGGGUGUGCCAGUGGCUACUGGACACCCAGGGGCCGCGCGGCGCACGGGGGCAGCGGGGCAUGUAAGGCUGACCCGCGCCGCGCCGCGCCCCACACCGUGCCAAAGAUUACUGUGAUACCCGCCCCGCCCCGCCCCGCCGCCCCGGCCCGGCCAGGCACACAUAUCACCGCGGGGCGGCCUUUGUAUCAAGGGUCGCCCCGCCGCCCCUCAAGCCCGACACACACACACACACACACACACACACACACACACACACACACAGUCUUCCAGCAGCCUCACGCCGCCACACGCCCACACACACACACACACACACACACACACACACACACACACACACACACACACACACGGGGUCGCCGCCUCACGUUUUGUACAUUGUUAUGAGUCUCGCGGACCAGAGCCAAUA